AUGCCUGAAGAAAAUUACACUAUGGAAAAAGAAUUUAUCCUCACAGGAUUUACAGCUCACUCAGACCUAAGGACUCUGCUGUUUGUCAUGUUCUUGGCCAUAUAUCUGAUCACUACAGUAGGGAAUCUUGGUCUGGUGGCCCUAAUUCUUACACAGCGUCAUCUUCAUACACCCAUGUACAUCUUUCUGGGCAACCUGGCUCUUGUGGAUUCUGGCUGUUCCUGUGCCAUUAUUCCUAAGAUGUUAGAGAACUUAUUUUCUGAAGACAAAAGGAUUUCUCUUUAUGAAUGUAUGGUCCAGUUUUACUUUCUUUGCACAGUUGAGACUGCGGACUGCUUUCUCCUGGCAGCGAUGGCUUAUGAUCGCUAUGUGGCCAUUUGCAACCCACUGCAGUACCACACCAUGAUGUCCAAGAAACUCUGCAUUCAGAUGACCACAGGGGCCUUCACAGCAGGAAACCUACACUCCAUGAUUCAUGUAGGGCUUCUACUUAGGUUAGCCUUCUGUGGGUCUAAUCACAUCAACCACUUUUAUUGUGACAUUCUUCCCUUGUACAGACUCUCCUGUGUUGACCCCUAUGUCAACGAGCUGGUACUAUUUGUCUUUUCAGGCUCCAUUCAAGUCUUCACCAUUGGUAGUGUCUUAAUAUCUUAUUUCUACAUUCUUUUUACUAUUUUUAAAAUGAAAUCUAAAGAAGGAAGAGUCAAAGCCUUUUCUACUUGUGCAUCCCACUUUUUAUCAGUUUCAUUAUUCUAUGGAUCUCUUUUCUUUAUGUACAUUAGACCAAAUUUACUUGAAGAAGGGGAUAAAGAUAUACCAGCUGGUAUUUUGUUUACAAUAGUAGUUCCCUUACUAAACCCUUUUAUUUACAGCCUGAGAAAUAAGGAAGUGAUAAGUGCCUUGAAAAAAAUUCUGAAGAAAAACAAUCUCCAGAAAGUUUGA
Tupaia belangeri chinensis (Chinese tree shrew) is the source of this 942-nucleotide messenger RNA. Its product is annotated as olfactory receptor 5K1. Gene Ontology annotation, molecular function: olfactory receptor activity; G protein-coupled receptor activity. Gene Ontology annotation, cellular component: membrane. The transcript has a single exon. Bases 1 to 942 code for a protein of 313 amino acids. Gene Ontology annotation, biological process: G protein-coupled receptor signaling pathway. Lineage: Eukaryota; Metazoa; Chordata; Mammalia; Scandentia; Tupaiidae. The record is from RefSeq and is a predicted model, not a curated record.